Penicillium griseofulvum is the source of this 1713-nucleotide messenger RNA. RefSeq names its product putative MFS alpha-glucoside transporter. Gene Ontology annotation, cellular component: membrane. The record is from RefSeq and is a predicted model, not a curated record. Bases 1 to 1713 code for a protein of 570 amino acids. Gene Ontology annotation, biological process: transmembrane transport; carbohydrate transport. The transcript is spliced from 2 exons. Lineage: Eukaryota; Fungi; Ascomycota; Eurotiomycetes; Eurotiales; Aspergillaceae. Gene Ontology annotation, molecular function: carbohydrate:proton symporter activity.
AUGGCUGAACCUAAGGCUUCCGAUCCCAUCACACCGGUGGGCCUUCCCGAAUAUGGUUACUCUUCGACCGCAGGACCGGCCUCGGACUCCUCCACGACCAAGGUCAUUCAGAAUGCAAAGGCAGCCACAGAGAAGGAGCAAUCUAUGACCCUAUUGGAGGGUAUCCGGCUGUACCCCAAGGCCGUUCUUUGGAGCGUGCUCAUCUCCACUUGCAUUGCCAUGGAGGGUUACGACAUUAGUUUGGUCAACAACUUCUAUGCAUUCCCGCAGUUCAAGCGCAAGUAUGGUGAGCUACUGCCGGAUCAUACAUAUGAAGUAUCGGCAGCGUGGCAAGCAGGUCUGAGCAACGGUGCCUACUGCGGCGAAAUCAUCGGUUUAUUCAUCAACGGCUGGGCUUCGGAACGCUUCGGUUAUCGGUACACGAUUAUGACCUGCCUCAUACUUGUUAGUGCGUGGACCGCAAUCUUCUUCACGGCACAGAACGUGCAAACACUGCUAGCUGCGGAGAUUCUCUGCGGUGUCCCCUGGGGUGUCUUCCAGACUUUGACAAUUACCUACGCAUCGGAGGUGUGUCCCGUGGCGCUCCGUGGAUAUUUGACGACCUAUGUCAAUUUCUGCUGGGGUCUUGGCCAGCUUAUUGGCAUCGGCGUGAUUAAGGGCAUGCUGAGCCGGACUGACGAAUGGGCCUACCGAAUUCCAUACGGACUGCAAUGGAUGUGGCCGGUGCCGCUCUUCGUUGGUAUUUGGCUUGCGCCGGAAUCCCCAUGGUGGUUGGUUCGGAAAGGCCGAACCGAAGAUGCGAAACGGGCCCUUGUGCGGUUGACUAGCCAAAAUCAAGGGGAUUUUGAUCCCGAUGAGACAGUCGCUAUGAUGGUUCACACCACCGCUCUAGAGGAAAAAAUCACUAAGGGUGCUAGCUACUUCGACUGCUUCCGGGGUACCGAUCUCCGUCGCACAGAGAUCGUGUGUAUGGUCUGGGCCAUUCAAAAUCUUAGUGGAAACUCCUUCUCCAACUAUUCGACCUACUUUUUGGAACAGGCUGGAUUGAGCUCCUCGAACUCUUACGCCUUUGCUAUGGGUCAAUACGGUAUCAAUAUGGUUGGUGUAUUUGGGUCAUGGUUCCUUAUGACACUCGGAAUCGGCCGACGGACGCUGUAUCUUUACGGUCUCUGCGGUCUAUGCACCAUGCUCUUGAUCAUGGGUUUCCUCGGUCUCGUCCCUAAGGACCACAAAGACCAAGCCUCCCUAGCCACGGGUGCUAUGAUGUUGAUCUGGGCCCUAUUCUAUCAGCUGACUGUUGGCACGGUCUGCUUCUCUCUUGUUGCCGAGCUCUCUACCCGCCGACUACAAAUUAAGACAGUCGUGCUCGGCCGCAACCUGUACAACAUCGUUGCCAUCAUCUGCGGCGUUCUGACCCCUUAUAUGCUCAACCCAGGUGCUUGGAACUGGGGCAACUACGCCGGUUUCUUCUGGGGUGGCAUCUGCUUCCUGUGCAUCAUUUACACAUACUUCCGUGUCCCCGAGCCUCGCGGCCGCUCGUUCGCCGAGCUUGACCUGCUCUUCGAGCGGGGUGUCAGCGCACGCAAGUUUGCGACGACCGAGGUGGACGUGUUCGAUGAAACCAUUGAGGGCCGUGUCAUCGAUGAUUACCGGGCGGAGACGAACAACCGAACCGAUGCGAGCCAGCUGGAGAAAAAUCACGGCUUGAUAUGA